AUGGCACCAAGUCGAGCUGGACGCGGCAGAGGCCGUGGCCGUGGUGGGAGACCCCCCGGAGCAGGUGGACGAGGGCCUUACAAUGCAUCAGCUCAGGCAAUGGACUCAUUUCUUGCCGGGGCAAUGAACGGCUUCUCCAUGCGGGACGAGGCUAGAAAUACCGCCCGCGAUCAUCUGAAAUGGAAUUCCGAUGAGCGGCUUCGAUAUCGCCCGGUGACUUUCAUUAGCGCUGGUCUCAUCGAGCCAUUAAAGGAGUUCCAGGUCGAUGAAAAGAGCGGAAACAAGGAUAACAAAGCAGAUGCAUCUCCGGCAGAAAUCUCACCUAUGCCCUCUAAAUCCCAGGACCAGUUGAACGUUGCCCCUCCAUUGCGGACUGAAACGCAAAUUCCUGCUCCAUCAGUGCGAGACGAAAACGUGAAGCCUACAUCGGCCCCGGUAAAAGUACAGGCUCCCAAUUCGGUCACACCAAGUGCAUUUGAGAUUACUCACGGUGAUACUUUGUUUAUGCUCGACACUGUGGGCGACAAGACUCUGAGGAAAGAGUCCAAGAAGGCCGUCAAGAUCGAGUUCAAGGAAGAAGAUGACGCAGCGGCACAUGAUUCGGACUCGAGCCAUGAAGUUGUUUUGUUCAAGGGGCGAGCAGCACCUCGCAAGCCCCCAGUGCCAUGUAAGAGCCGCGUUCAAGAAUCGCGCAAGGACAUCGAGAUGCUUGUCAAAACACAGUCGGAAAGGCUACAUGUCUCGGCGACUGUGGAAAAAGUAGCAGUUGCGCCGACACCAUUGCCCAGCGAUCAGUCACCUAGGAAAAACAAAUCUGGACACUCUCCAACACCCAAGGCGGAUGCGUCAGAUUCAGAAGGGGAUAAUGAAGACGACGAAGACGCUAUACUGGCCGACUACAUGGAAAACAUGGACGGGCUGGAUGAUUUGAUUGCACACCACCGGAAGUUUGCAUCUCGAGACAUUGGUGGAAGCGAUGGUGAUGUGGUCAUCGGCGCCGACUCUGACAGCGACAAUUUGAGCGAUUCGGAUGAUGACGAAAUUGGAGAUGGGGAAUCCCCAAUGGAUGACCCGAUAUCCGCUGCCGAAGAAGAUAUGACAGCGGAUAUUGACGAUGCCGAGCUUGCCAGGUUGCUUGCGAAACAAGAAGAACUUGGGUUAUUUGGGGAUGAGCUGGUGCUGUUUGAUGGUGCCGUUUCUGGACGUGACGCAUCUGCCCGUCGUCCUCGGCGAAACAAGGCCCGCACGCCGAAACAGAAAGCAUCAGACUCUCGUCAACCCGAUAGCGCCAAAACUGUUGCGGAUGCAUUUGACGACCUGGACCUUAUGGACUGGGAUCAUAUGAAUUCACUGCGCAAGAAGCCCAAGGGCAAGCAUGGCGCGCUCAAACUGACCAACGAGGACGCCGAACUUCAAGCAAUCAUGGACGCUACGUACGAAAAGGACCGACUCAAGAAGAAGGAGAGGAAGCGUGAGCGCGAGGAGCUGCGCAGCAAGGGACUACUCGGCAGAAAUCCCAAUCCGGACGAUCCAAGGGUCAAGUUUGUGGAGGGUAUCAACAUCACGGAGCUGAGAGAAGAGUUCACCAGGUUCCUCCUAACCCUGGACCAGGUACUUACUCUGCCCCCCAUGGAUGCAGCUGCCCGCAAGGUAGUGCACGAGAUAGCCAUGAAGCUAGGGGUCAAGUCCAAAUCCACCGGCAAGGGCGACCAGCGACGGCCAGUCCUGCACCGGACCAAGACCACGUCGCUCUACAGCGUCGAAGUUAUGGACAAGGCCUUUGCACGGAUAAACCGCAGAUACUUCCCACGGCUAGACAAACAGUCCAGGGGUGGUGGUGGCAAUCGGGGUGGUGGUGCUCACGCCUCGAUCAGAUACAGAGACGGCGAGAUUGUCGGCGGGUCUGCGCCAGAGCUCGGUGAGACCAACAAGGGCCGUACAAUGUUGGAGAAGAUGGGCUGGUCCAAGGGUAUGGGUCUUGGUGCGCUGGACAACAAAGGCAUCUUGGAGCCUGUCGCGCACGUCGUCAAGACUUCAAAGGCCGGUCUUGGCUAA
Pyricularia pennisetigena is the source of this 2055-nucleotide messenger RNA. RefSeq lists its product as uncharacterized. Bases 1 to 2055 code for a protein of 684 amino acids. Gene Ontology annotation, molecular function: nucleic acid binding. The record is from RefSeq and is a predicted model, not a curated record. Lineage: Eukaryota; Fungi; Ascomycota; Sordariomycetes; Magnaporthales; Pyriculariaceae. The transcript is spliced from 3 exons.